This is a messenger RNA of Astyanax mexicanus (Mexican tetra), 2007 nucleotides long. Its product is annotated as alpha-synuclein. Gene Ontology annotation, cellular component: neuronal cell body; cytoplasm; axon terminus. Gene Ontology annotation, biological process: chemical synaptic transmission; synapse organization; synaptic vesicle endocytosis. Lineage: Eukaryota; Metazoa; Chordata; Actinopteri; Characiformes; Acestrorhamphidae. Gene Ontology annotation, molecular function: cuprous ion binding. Bases 234 to 620 code for a protein of 128 amino acids. The record is from RefSeq and is a predicted model, not a curated record. The transcript is spliced from 6 exons.
AAAGAGAGGAAGGGAGGGAGAUCCGUCGUGUUUCAGCCAUCACCAGCAUCAGCACCACAAGCUGCUCUCGCCUCCACAGAAAGGACCACCGAAAACCAGACCACCGAACCGAGGUCUUUCUAGGAUUUGCAUGAAGGGAUCUGUUGUUCGGCUUCUGUGCAUCAGUAGAACCUUUACUGACCUUCAGGAACAGCAGCGAGAGGAACAGCAGCUCCAGACUGUGUAAGCCCACAAUGGACGUGCUGAAAAAAGGCCUGUCCAAAGCCAAGGAUGGAGUCACAUUAGCAGCGGAGAAGACCAAGCAGGGAGUGACAGGUGCUGCUGGGAUGACCAAACACGGGGUCAUUCUCGUUGGAACAAAAACCAGAGACAGAGUCACAACAGUUGCAGAAAAAACAGUCUCAGGUGUGUCUCAUGUGAGCGGCGCCAUGGUGACCGGCGUCACAACGGUAGCCCAGAAAACCGUGGAGGGGGCGGGGAGUAUCGCCGCAGCCACUGGCCUGGUGAAGAAGGACACGACUAAAGUGGAUGAUGAAGUAAAAAACCUGCCUGUGGAGAAUGUUGACCUGCAGGACACUGACUACAGCUACACCCCCAACACUGAAGAGGAUUCUGAUUGAAGUCACACAACAGAGUGCUUACAGUCAACCCGAACCCGCCUAUACUACUCUGCCACAUCCACUCCCAUCUUCAUGUCCACUUGGUGGCUGUCUAUGAAUGUGUCCUGUGAGAAGGGUCACGUAUAACAGCAAAAGUUUGGCAAACCCUUCAGUCCCCCAGACCCCCACCCCCACCCUUCCUCUCAAAGUUAUUAACCUACACAUUUUUGGUGCUUUUUAAAUUGGAACUACGAUGCUAAUGUAGCAAAAAAGUAAUAAAAGAUUAUAGUCCACCUGCAUAAGCAUGUUAAAUGCAUGCCUAAGUUACUCACCACACAGUUGCCUCAACAAAGCCAAAAUAUAUUUUUUACAUUCCACCUUAAAUACUGCAGGAAUGAUCAAUUUAGCACAUUUAGCUUCUGCCACAAAUGUUUCAUUCUAACUUAACAGUGCAGCAGUUACAUUUUAGUUCCUCAGGUUAGUUAUUCCACCUUCAGUGCUGCAACAUUUACAUUCUAGUGUCUGAAGAGAACUUUGCAUUUGAUCUAACUUGUGUUCCACCUUAAAAAGGGCAGCAGAUAUUUUCUAGCACCUGAAGGUACUAAGAUUUUAAGUCUGCAUGUUGGGCGGUUUGUUUAAAUUCAGUUUUAAAGUUUUUUUCCGAUUUAUACUUUUUUUAUACAUCACACCCUAAAAUGUUUUUAUUCCCCAUCUAAUCUGUAAACAAUUUAAAAAUAUGAUAAAGUUGUACUUUUAUUGUAUUAUAUCAUAUUGUAUUAUUAAAUGUUUUCAACAUAUCGUCACUGUCCAAUGAAUAACAAGUACCUCUAUUGUUCUCAAUUUUUAGUUUACCAUACAUUUUGAACAUAAAAAAUGUCCUUUACGCUUUGUCAAAAUUUCUUGAUAAAUGGACAAAAAGAAAUUCUCCAAAAUUACCUGAAAUAAAUAAUUUUUUACACUGACUUUCACUGAAAGUUAAGUUUUUCUCUCCUGUAAAGUUGCUGUUUUGGAGACCACAGGGAGUUUGUCUUAAUUUGUCCUAAUGAAUAUCAACGGAGCAGUACAGCUAGCAGCUAAUACAUAUAGGAUUAGCUAUUACAAUAUAUAUAAUAUAAUAUAAACUUUUUUUAACAUGUCUUACAGCCAUUUGCCCUACAUGGGCAAUACAGGUAGAAGUAGUGCUUUCAUAUUCCCUGUGUUGAAUUGUCUGCAUUGGGGCAACUGAGAACCAGUCAGACUGUACAUUUAUUUCAAACAUUUAAAAGAAUUUUAGAUCGAAGCACUAGGAGAGAACAGUCAGAAUAUUUUCUGUGUUGCACAUUUACUCUGUCUUGCUUGAUUGUUCCCAAAAAUGUCUGAUUAUGAUAUGCAGGCAUCAGCAUGCCACCGUCAAUAUGUGAGAAUCACA